UUUGGUGCAGAUAGUAUUUUGUCAACAUGACUAUAAACAUAACCAAAGAGAAAUCGAUAAGUUUAGGAAAGUUGUAGUGAAAAGCGAAAUGCAUAUUCGUUCUCGUGUAUCAUAAUGUCAUUGAUAUAGGUGUACUAACAAUGUGGUUUUUUUAUUUAUUGAGUUGGUUUGCAUUGUUGGUGCAAGUGUGCUUUGUGACUGUGGCUGUUGCUGCUGGACUGUAUUAUCUAGCGGAACUUGUGGAAGAAUAUACCGUCGCAUCAAAAAAAGUAAUUUGGUGGAUGAUAAUUGGAACUUUGCUUAUAUACAUUGGCUUCAUCCUCUUUGAAGAUUUACCCCACACUCUAACUGUGUGUGGCAUUAUUAGUCAGAUCUCUCAUCUUUUUAUCCUGAAAACAUAUCCAUAUGUUGUGAUCACAUCACCUUCAUUUAUAAUUGCAGUUAUUAUGUUGGUUGUGAACCACUAUUUAGCAUUCCAAUAUUUUGCUGCUGUGUACCAUUCAUUUUCGGAGGUACUUUCAUAUUUUACAUUAUGCCUAUGGCUAGUUCCAUUUGCAUUAUUCGUCUCACUGUCUGCAAACGAAAAUGUUCUCCCUACAGUGGCAGAAACAAGACCACUUCUUGAUGACAGUGAUGUGGUUACCAACUACUUUUCAAGGAAAGGCAAGAAAUAUGGACUAUUGUCAUUCUUCAAUUAUGCGAAGGAUUCUAUACUACCUCAGCGAACUAAGAAGGCAUUUUAACUGGUUUGGGUGAAUGGUUUUGUGUAAUAAUUUGCAAUGAAAAUGUCAUGUGGCAACAGAAAUGAGAAUUGUGUUUGUAACCUGUGAUACAUAUAUUUUUUGAAAAGAACGGAAUUGUUUAUAAUUUUAUGUGUUGUUAACAUUGGUGAUUAAGGUGAUCACUGAAUUUUGUACCUUUCUGCUACCUAUGAGACUGCUUUAGUGUUUUUAUGUAAUUAAGAUGAUGAUAACAAACACCAUCAGUGAUUUUUACUACAAGAGCUAGUCAAGAAUGUUAAUUCAGAAGUUACACAUUCUGAUUUAAUUCUGUUUCGUACAUUUCAGGAAGUCUGUGUUGUACGUUACUUAUUUCUGAAUUUUCAAUUUAAAUAAAAAACGGUUGAAUACUC
Schistocerca nitens (vagrant locust) is the source of this 1132-nucleotide messenger RNA. RefSeq names its product protein TEX261. Lineage: Eukaryota; Metazoa; Arthropoda; Insecta; Orthoptera; Acrididae. Gene Ontology annotation, cellular component: Golgi membrane; COPII-coated ER to Golgi transport vesicle; endoplasmic reticulum membrane. Gene Ontology annotation, molecular function: COPII receptor activity. The transcript is spliced from 5 exons. The record is from RefSeq and is a predicted model, not a curated record. Gene Ontology annotation, biological process: endoplasmic reticulum to Golgi vesicle-mediated transport. The coding region runs from base 141 to 743 and encodes 200 amino acids.